Folsomia candida is the source of this 902-nucleotide messenger RNA. RefSeq names its product CD209 antigen. The transcript has 4 exons. Bases 360 to 845 code for a protein of 161 amino acids. The record is from RefSeq and is a predicted model, not a curated record. Lineage: Eukaryota; Metazoa; Arthropoda; Collembola; Entomobryomorpha; Isotomidae.
GUAGGACUCUUCCCACAUCCUUUGACUCUUCCCAUGUUCUGUACGCCUUAAUGGUAUACGUAUAUUCUGCUGUCUAGGCCAGACCUGACAAAUUGGAGAUCUAAUUGGGCGAAAAGUUGUACAAAACUGUAGAGGAAUGGUUUAGUUUCUUCUGUAAUUUCGUCUUUGAAUGUGCUGUGGUAACUUUAUUUGACAUCUGCAGAUUGCAGACUGACUUUCUGAGUGAACCGAUGAAUCCUUUAAGCUGACACGACGGUGGAGGCCGCCUUGCACAGUUUCUCCGGAGUAAACACUUCAUUUAUAAAGCGUUAAUAGUGCAAUUAAUUUUGGACUGUUGAAACUGGAACAAGGUUUCCAGCAUGAUUGAACGCAUCGUUGUUCAUGUCACCGUCUCAUUUCUAAUUACCCUUCUUCUACUUGGUUAUGGAAAUGCAGCCCCUUCCAGUCCCUGCAUUCAAGUUGCUGGUUCCUUUGGAAUGAAGAGUUUCUACAUGGGAAAUAAAGAGAUGAACUGGUUUGAAUCUCUUGAAUACUGCCACAGCUUGGGAAUGAGUUUGGCCGUUUUGAGCAAUAAUGACGAAUUUGAGGUGAUAUCAAAGUACCUCCAACAGUGCUCUUACAAGCAGCACCUUUGGGUAGCUGCAACCGACCUAAUGAAAGAAGGACAUUUUCGGUGGCUUGCCAGUGGGAAACCAGUUCCUCGGGGUGGCGCAAAAUGGUUACAGGGUCAGCCAGAUGGAGGCGUUGCACAAAACUGUCUCCUCGUUAAUGGAGUCACUGGAAGGUGGGAAGAUCAGUCUUGUGGAUUUCUAUACAGUCGACCGCUCUGUCAAAAUCAGCCUUAAUCUACCUUUAUUCAGCUAAAAAUAAAAGAUUUAUUCCGAUCCGAAAAGUGCUGAAUC